AUGUAUAUCAAGCCAUAUGAGCCAACAAUCGACGACACCUACCAAGUUCAAAUGGACUAUGGUGAUCGACCAAAAGAGAUUAUGGUGUUUCAUGACACGGCUGGACUGAACGAAUAUGGACCCGUUGAGUUGAGGAGACCGUACAUACAGGUUGCCGAUGCGUUCGUUCUGGUCUAUUCGGUUCUAGAUCAUGAGUCGUUUAAUCGAAUGGAUAUGUUGAAGAAGUUUAUCGAUAAGCAGUUCGGAAAAGAUAAAAAAGAAGUGCCGAUUGUUGUUUUGGGGACGAUGUGCGAUUUACCGGGUCAUAAAGUAGACAGUGAUUUUGCACAAAAUUGGGCGAAUCGAGAGAAAGGUAACGACUGCUUCGAUUAUUGA
Anisakis simplex (herring worm) is the source of this 375-nucleotide messenger RNA. The record is from the annotation of a GenBank genome assembly. NCBI's taxonomy places the organism in Eukaryota, Metazoa, Nematoda, Chromadorea, Rhabditida, Anisakidae.